AUGAAAGUGGAAGAUUUGAUCAUUAAUAAUACUUGGAAUAUACCAGAAGAAAUGCUCAAAUUUUUUUCAGCUGGUGAUCUACCAUUACUAUCUACAGAAUCUGACAAGCUAAUAUGGACUGCAACUCAAGAUGGCUCCUUUUCAGUGCAAAGUGCAAUAAAUAUAGUCAGGCAAAAACAUCCAAAACUGAGAUGGUGUAAAAAAAUAUGGAAAGCAUGUGUGCAUUCUUCAACAACUGCAAAUGUAUGGAAAAUUACCAGAGGUGCCUGCACAACUGAUGAGAAUGUGAAGAAAAGAGGUAUGAAUAUUGCUUCUAGAUACUAUCUAUGCUUAAAAGACCAAGAUACCAUUUCUCACUUGUUGUGGGCUUGUGAUUAUGGGAAAAUUAUUUGGAAUUGCAUAGGGGGAGUCUUUGCUUUUAAAAAUCCUAAAUCAUUUGAUGAUAUCAUGUCUUCUUGCAAAGACAAAAGUUCAGUGAUACAGGAAUUGUGGCAUAUUGCCGCUUUUAACAUAUUGGUGGAUAUCUGGUUCAUCAGGAAUAAGUUGUUUUUUGAAGAUAUAUACCUUAAUAGUAGAAAAGAAAAAUAA
This is a messenger RNA of Papaver somniferum (opium poppy), 588 nucleotides long. RefSeq lists its product as uncharacterized. NCBI's taxonomy places the organism in Eukaryota, Viridiplantae, Streptophyta, Magnoliopsida, Ranunculales, Papaveraceae. The record is from RefSeq and is a predicted model, not a curated record. The transcript has a single exon. Bases 1 to 588 code for a protein of 195 amino acids.